Messenger RNA from Bufo gargarizans (Asiatic toad), 1808 nucleotides. Its product is annotated as B2 bradykinin receptor-like. Bases 313 to 1407 code for a protein of 364 amino acids. Gene Ontology annotation, biological process: neutrophil chemotaxis; vasoconstriction; smooth muscle contraction. The transcript has 2 exons. The record is from RefSeq and is a predicted model, not a curated record. Gene Ontology annotation, cellular component: membrane. NCBI's taxonomy places the organism in Eukaryota, Metazoa, Chordata, Amphibia, Anura, Bufonidae. Gene Ontology annotation, molecular function: bradykinin receptor activity.
AAAAUAAUGAGGAGUGCGAUUAGUACAAACCUUUAAAUGGCUGAACAGAGAGGAGGGAGUUUACUAUAUGAAGGGGGAUCUGUGCUCUCUGUAAUAGAGGAGUGUGCGGGCGGAGGGUCUCUAUGUACGAGGUUCUGGAGCCGCUGUGGCCCCUCCUCUGGCCUCCAGUCAGGGGUGUGAUGAUAACAAGUUCUCUGUGUAUAAUAUCGUGCUCACAUCUCCACCGACACAAACACUCCAAACCCACAGCAGCAGCCAGAAGACCUCGGCGUCCAGGAGCAGACCCCCGGGGACCGCACCGCACGGUCCAACAUGGAGAUGAAUAUCAACAACCUGACAGCUGGGACGACCAACAUGGUUCCGGAUCACACCACCGAGAAGCUUGAAACCUGCUUCCUACCGGAAAAUGCUGAAUGGGUUUUCGCCUACCAACCUAUCUACAUGUGGUUCAUCUUCGCCUUGGGCUUCGUAGAAAACCUGUUUGUCAUCUUGGUUUUUGUCCUUCACAAGAGUCGCUGCACAGUGGCCGAGAUCUACCUGGGGAAUAUGGCGGCUGCCGACCUGAUUUUCAUCAGCGGCCUACCAUUCUGGGCUAUAUAUAUCACCAACAAGUUAUACUGGCCAUUUGGAGGCUUCAUGUGUGUGGCCGUCAACUCCUUGAUCCAACUCAACAAUCACAGCAGCAUCUACUUCCUUAUGAUGGUCAGCAUCGACCGGUAUCUAGCUCUAGUGAAGACCAUGUCAUUUGGCCGAAUGAGAAGCCCUUGGUGCGCCAAAGUCAACUGUUCAAUCAUCUGGAUCUUUGCCAUAGGCGUUAGCCUGCCCAAGGUGGUGUUCAGAAAGGUGAUCUUUGUUCCAGCACUCAACACUACGGCCUGCAUCAUCGUCCCCCCUGCUGUGGGCUGGCACGUUGCCAACAAUCUUAUUACCAACAUCGUUGGCUUUGUGAUCCCGGUAGCCGUCAUUGCCUUCUGCACCUUCCAGAUUAUAGGCGCCCUACGGAACAACACCAUGCAGCAAUUCAAGGAGAUCAACAACGAGAAGAAGGCCACGUGGUUGGUGCUGUCGGUGCUCUUGGUCUUUAUCAUCUGCUGGCUUCCAUUUCAUGUUUUCACCUUCAUUGACACAUUAGACAUACUCCAGGUCUUCGAAGGGUGUGCCGCGGCUCUGGCUAUCGAGAUCGGGAAUCAAAUUUCUUCCUACAUCGCUUACAGCAACAGCUGCAUCAACCCUCUGCUCUACGUCAUGGUUGGCAAUCAUUUCCGAAAGAAGGCCAAGGAGGUCUACUGGCAACUUCUGGCCCAGAUAAAAUCCCAAAAAAACCAGCCUAUGCCCAGGAACUACUCCGGAGUCACCGUGCGAACCUCGAUCUCCAUGGGCCAGCAAAAUCUAAUUAUCAGGACAUAAAACGCGUCUAGUCUGUGGAGUUGCGUGCGAGUCUUUCAGAUUUACGAUCCAUAACUAAAUUCGUCUUGGAAUAAGCUUCCGUUAUUUAUUUGUGUAUUUUCAGAUUCCUGCCUUUCUUUUUUUUUUUUUUUGCACGGACUCCUAUUUUCCAGAUUGUUUUGUUGGGGCUCCCGUAUAUGGUAGGACAUUGGUACUCCCCAAUUAGGGGAAGCGGGUGUUUUAUUUAUGUUUUGGUUUUUUUUGUAGCUAGAGUCUGGAACGCUCCAGGAGGACCAGUGCUUGCCGUGUGUAAUAUUUAUGAAGGACUGACCCUGUUUUUUUUUUGGGGACAGCAGUGUUAUUUUUUGAUUACAAGGGACAUGUAUUGUAUAUGAUUUAUUCGGGGGGGGGGGGGGGGGGGU